Messenger RNA from Myripristis murdjan (pinecone soldierfish), 2362 nucleotides. RefSeq names its product SMAD family member 9 (gene smad9). Gene Ontology annotation, molecular function: DNA-binding transcription factor activity, RNA polymerase II-specific; I-SMAD binding; RNA polymerase II cis-regulatory region sequence-specific DNA binding. Gene Ontology annotation, biological process: anatomical structure morphogenesis; BMP signaling pathway; cell differentiation. Bases 480 to 1880 code for a protein of 466 amino acids. Gene Ontology annotation, cellular component: heteromeric SMAD protein complex. NCBI's taxonomy places the organism in Eukaryota, Metazoa, Chordata, Actinopteri, Holocentriformes, Holocentridae. The record is from RefSeq and is a predicted model, not a curated record. The transcript is spliced from 8 exons.
CACACACACACACGCAUACACACCUUCGCUGCUCCAGUGUGCUGGUCUGACCUACUACAGACAGUGCACCCUCUCCUCGCUCGGCUGUAUGCACUGCACUUGUUAUCGAAGCUGAGAUGAUUGAAACUUGAUCUGGACUUCUGGCUGUGUGAGGAAUAACCUUCCCCGCUGGAAGCUCUGGAUCCGGAGCUGCCAGGUCCCUUCUGUGCCAACACACAGGGAGGAUUUAGGGUUUGCUGCUCAAUGCUGGCAGCUGUCCAACGCUUCCACCAACGCUGCUCGGAAGUAACAACGGAAUAAAAAAAAAAAAAAACCUCUGUUUACACAGGCUCAUCACGCUACCUCUCUAUCCUUACCUCUCUGCUUCCUCUCUGUCUUGGCUUCUCAUUCUUUGACUCUGCCAUCUCACUCCCAUACUCUGUCCUCGUGUGAACCCAUAUUCCUUCAGCUCCUCUUCCCACCCAUACAGCCAUCUCAUAAUGAACUCUUCUACCUCCAUCACCUCGCUCUUCUCCUUCACCAGCCCAGCAGUGAAGCGCCUGCUGGGCUGGAAACAAGGCGAUGAGGAGGAGAAAUGGGCAGAAAAAGCUGUGGACUCUUUAGUGAAGAAAUUAAAGAAGAAGAAGGGAGCGAUGGAAGAGCUGGAGAGAGCCCUCAGCUGCCCUGGUCAGCCCAGCAAGUGUGUGACAAUCCCUCGGUCACUGGAUGGGAGGCUGCAGGUGUCCCACAGGAAGGGUCUCCCCCAUGUUAUCUACUGUCGGGUGUGGCGGUGGCCUGACCUGCAGUCCCACCAUGAGCUCAAAGCCCUGGAAUGCUGCGAGUUCCCCUUCGGCUCCAAGCAAAAGGACAUCUGCAUCAAUCCAUACCACUACAGGCGGGUGGAGACUCCAGUGCUGCCACCAGUUCUGGUCCCACGCCACAGUGAGUUCAACCCUCAACACAGUUUACUGGCCAAGUUCAGGAACGCCUCCCUGCACAACGAGCCUCUGAUGCCGCAGAACGCCACCUACCCAGACUCGUUCCCCCCUCUGCCCUGCUCCUCCUUCUCCUCCUCGCCCUCUUCCUCCCUCGCCCAGUCUCCCACCUCACAGAGCUACCCCAACUCUCCCAAUAGCACCGCAGAGCCUGGCAGCCCUUACCACAUCACAGCGGAGACUCCCCCACCUCCAUACAGCAUUAUGGAGACAACCCCUCAAGAAGAUGUGAAGCCCAGCAACUCCUCACAUACCAAGCUCACACUUUCCACUCCCCACAGAGAAUUACGGCCGGUGUGUUACGAGGAGCCAGAAUACUGGUGCUCUAUAGCGUACUAUGAGCUCAACAACCGAGUGGGGGAAACAUUCCACGCCUCGUCCCGCAGCGUCCUGGUAGAUGGCUUCACAGACCCAUCCAACAACAAGAACCGCUUCUGCCUCGGCCUCCUGUCCAAUGUUAACCGCAACUCCACUAUCGAGCACACACGCAGGCACAUAGGCAAAGGUUUGCACCUGUACUAUGUAGGUGGUGAGGUGUAUGCAGAGUGUUUGAGCGACAGCAGCAUCUUCGUCCAGAGCCGCAACUGUAACUUCCAGCACGGUUUCCAUGCUACCACUGUGUGUAAGAUCCCCAGCGGCUGUAGCCUUAAGAUCUUUAACAACCAGCUGUUUGCCCAGCUCCUCUCCCAGUCUGUCAACCACGGCUUCGAGGUCGUCUACGAGCUCACCAAGAUGUGCACCAUCCGCAUGAGCUUUGUCAAGGGGUGGGGUGCAGAAUACCAUCGUCAGGAUGUGACCAGCACCCCCUGCUGGAUCGAGGUGCAUCUGCACGGACCUUUGCAGUGGCUGGACAAGGUCCUGACACAGAUGGGCUCCCCGCACAACCCAAUCUCCUCAGUGUCCUAACACAAACACACACUCUUAUCGUGUGUUGUUGGUCCUACACAGGUAGUCGUAGAUUCUGUCUGUACUGCUACUUCCAGGUUUUCUGUCCUACCUUCUUGUCAUCUCAUACAAAUUUACUGUGGUUCUAAAAAUGUCACAAAGUUAUCCACGGCUUUGUCCUGUCAUGCCCUUGUCAGCUGCAACACCCAAAAACAGGUGUCGUUGAAUUUCAUUUUGCCAAUUUACAGCCUGUACAGUUACAACAGGGAAGUGUUCCUUUAUUUCAGUAAAGUUACGAUACAGCAUUUAUUCUCUUUCCAUUGGGAUGUAUUAACUGCACUCCAAUAAAAGGAAAAAUGGGAUUUACAUAUAGGUACUAAAAAGACUCGUGUUUAAAUGUUAUGUUAUUAGUAUGUAUUUCCAUGUGUUGAUCUUAUAUACUUACUAAUGUUUGCCUUCAUGUACUAAUUGCUUUUUACUUGUUCAAUUAAAGUUUCUCAAAG